This is a messenger RNA of Phragmites australis (common reed), 673 nucleotides long. RefSeq lists its product as uncharacterized. Bases 142 to 351 code for a protein of 69 amino acids. The record is from RefSeq and is a predicted model, not a curated record. The transcript has a single exon. NCBI's taxonomy places the organism in Eukaryota, Viridiplantae, Streptophyta, Magnoliopsida, Poales, Poaceae.
UGCUCUCACACUCCCGCCACUCUCUCCACUGGUCCAAGGCCAAAACCAAACGAAAUCAGGAGGAGCUCAAGCAGAGCACAAAGUGGAGGAUAGCCUGCAGCCGUGAGGAGAUCCUUCACCUCGAGAGAGCGGGGAAGGGUCAUGGCGGACUGGGCGCCGGUGUUCAUCGGCCUGGUGCUGUUCAUCCUGCUCUCCCCGGGGCUGCUGUUCCAGAUCCCCGGCAAGGGCCGGAUCGUCGAGUUCGGCAAUUUCCAGACCAGCGGCCUCUCCAUCCUUGUCCACGCCGUCAUCUACUUCGCCCUCAUCGCCAUCUUCCUCCUCGCCGUUGGCGUCCACAUGUACCUCGGCUAGUCAACAAGCGGCGGCCGGCCUCCUCUCUGACCGGCCAGCUUAGGUACCGUGGUGGAAGGUAGCAUGGUAUACUAGUAUGGGGGAUCAAUGUGAUAUCAUUAUGUUCAUUAGGAUCCAUGGCCACAAGUAUGGAGCUCUACUUCUUCUUCCUCCUACUCUUCCUCUCUUCUUCUUCCAUACCUAAAAUUGAAGAGAUACUUAGGGGCUCCCUGGUACGUCCUCCCCGUGGAUCUGCCCCACCCCGGUUACUAUUUCUUCAAAUAGUCUUAUGUACACUGCUUCUCGUGAUGAUGGUCAUAAUCUUUCAUGUCUCUUAUUAGCA